UUACAAUCUCAAAGAUCCCAGAAGCGUAGGAACUACCUUCUUAAGGAGGCUGUGACUUACUUGAAACCUACUUUAGACUGUGCCAAUUACACCAAGUCUCAAGGGAAUAAAGUAGAUAUUGCAGCCUUUCUCCUGGGUAAUGCUGGAGCCUAUGCUGUUGGAGCUGUCUUGUAUAAUGCCCUGGAUAAUGCUGAGGAGUGCAAGAAGUGCCUGUCAGAGUUUGCUCAACUUGCUCCUGUUGUUACCCCUGUGAACUGGUUAAGUUGCGGUGGAGAUGAAUUUUUGGUCGGCCGAGCUGGGUAUCUCGCAGGAGUGCUUUGGCUUCAAUCAGAGCUUCAGUGUAAUGUUUUGGAGGAAGGAGCCAUUCAUGCGAUACUAGAUGCCAUGCUAGAGUCUGGUUGCCAGUAUUCCAAAGCUCACCGGAGUCCUAUGCCUCUCAUGUACCAGUAUUACAAGACGGAAUACCUGGGUGCUGCUCACGGACUAGCUGGGAUAUUGCAGAUCAUGCUUAGCUUUCCUUCUUGGCUUGCAAGUCGCCCACAAGCCAAAGAACUUAUCAAAAGGUCGCUGGAUGUUCUUCUGCAGCUCCAGACACCUUCAGGCAAUUUCCCAUGUGCAAUGGAUGAACUGGAUGGCAGACGGCACCCAGAUGAUGAGCUGGUUCAUUGGUGCCAUGGAGCCCCAGGUGAGUAA
Molecule: messenger RNA, 693 nt
Organism: Penaeus vannamei (Pacific white shrimp)
Lineage: Eukaryota; Metazoa; Arthropoda; Malacostraca; Decapoda; Penaeidae
Product: lanC-like protein 3
Biological process (GO): peptide modification; carbohydrate metabolic process
Cellular component (GO): plasma membrane
Source: RefSeq, a predicted model, not a curated record